GACUUUCCUUCGCUUCUUGCUCUUGCGGUUCCACUUUUCUUUAUUCAUUCUUGUGUUUUUAACGCUCUUCUUCUUUUUCUUUUUUUCCCGCUUGGCUUCCCGGGUUUGGUGAGCUGCAUUCCAGCUGCCUCGUGUUGACUUGCCUUCGAUCAUGCCUUGCUCGUUGUGUCCUAUGCUACCCUAGAGUUUAAAUUUUGGUUACCUUCCUCUCUUUGGGUUGUGGGAUUCUCUUGAAUUUGACCCAAUUUUGGAUUUUGAAUUCUGGGUUUUCCACGGAAUUGUAAGAAGGAUCCGCCAGUGAAACGUUGCGGGUGAGCCAGUUGAUUCAGACGCUCAGCAGAGGAAGAAAAGUUAUAACAGAGGUGACUGCUUAUAUUGAGUUUCUUUCUAAUCUUGUGAAGGGCACAGACAGUGGGGACUAUGAAGUGCUUACCAUUUACAAUUAGGGAUAAAAAUGGAGAACCAAAAACAACCAAAUCUGUGUCUGUCCGCUCUACCUCCACUUCUAUGUCUGCAGACCGUGAUAUGAGAACAUCUUGGUCUGAACUCAUGUCUCAGAAUGCGUCUGAUUUUAGCACAGCAUCGUCUGCAACUGCGGUGAACCCAUUUGCAAUACUGUCUCAACGGCAGAGUAAUUUGAGAGAAUUCACAUUCGAGGAGUUGAAAGCAUCCACGAAGAAUUUCAGCCGUUCCCUCAUGAUUGGAGAAGGUGGAUUUGGGGGAGUUUAUCGGGGUAUAAUGAGGAGCACGGAUGAUCCACAUAAGAAGAUAGAUAUUGCUGUCAAACAGUUAAGCAGAAGAGGACUGCAGGGUCAUAAAGAAUGGAUUACAGAAGUAAAUGUUUUGGGUGUCGUUGAACAUCCAAAUCUGGUGAAAUUACUAGGCUAUUGUGCCGAAGAUGACGAGAGAGGCAUUCAGCGUCUGCUGGUAUAUGAAUACAUGCCGAACCGCAGUGUGCAGGAUCACUUGUCAAGCAGGUUCCAGACACCUCUUUCGUGGACCAUGAGAAUAAAGAUUGCCCAGGAUUCUGCACGAGGGCUAACCUACCUCCAUGAAGGAAUGGAUCUCCAGAUCAUUUUCAGAGAUUUCAAGUCAUCAAACAUACUUUUGGAUGACCAGUGGAAUGCCAAGCUAUCAGAUUUUGGAUUAGCGAGGCUAGGGCCUUCAAGUGGAGAUAGUCAUAUCUCAACCUUGGUGGUAGGAACGAUCGGUUAUGCUGCUCCUGAGUACAUCCAAACUGGACACCUCACAACUAAGAGUGAUGUCUGGAGCUAUGGAAUUUUUCUUUACGAGCUCAUCACGGGUCGCCGCCCUUUGGACCGGAACCGGCCAAAGAAUGAGCAGAAGCUUCUGGAAUGGAUCAAGCCAAAUCUAUCUGAUAUGAAGAAGUUCCAAACCAUCCUGGACCCACAGCUCGAAGGCAAGUACUCUCUCAGGUCCGCCCAAAGGCUAGCCUCUGUGGCCAAUCGGUGCCUCGUACGGCAUCCCAAGACACGGCCCAAGAUGAGCGAAGUCUUAGCGAUGGUGGACCGAAUUGUGGAAGCAAUGGAAACCGGAAGUCCUAAAGCCCCAUUGAGAAGCGUAGCAACGAACGACGAGUUGGAAAAAUCGAGAACAGAGCGAUUUAAGAGGAGGUUUCUGGAUCCAAUAACUGGAGAGAUGGGGUGGUUGGUUUGUUGGACGUGGAGACCAAAGCUCAUGAAGACGUGCUAAACAAGGAGGUGAAGCCAAGGUAUUCGGCUUCUUGUUCGGUUACAUAGGAUGAGGUAAUCAACUGUUGUGAGGUUUCCUCUACAACCUUUGGCUGUUUUUCGGGUUCUACACAACAUGUAUAUUGUCCAGUUUUGUGUUUAUUUUACAGAAGUGUUGGAAGUGUAGGAAUGUUAACAGAGCUGAGUGACUGCAACCUCUGGGUUUAUACAACUGCAAGUAUUCAAUUAUUGUUAAGCAACUCAAUAUAAACAAGGAUGAUGAGUUUAUGAGGAUGAAA
Molecule: messenger RNA, 1990 nt
Organism: Rhodamnia argentea
Lineage: Eukaryota; Viridiplantae; Streptophyta; Magnoliopsida; Myrtales; Myrtaceae
Product: serine/threonine-protein kinase PCRK1-like
Exons: 5
Coding region: 421-1713 (430 amino acids)
Biological process (GO): protein phosphorylation
Molecular function (GO): ATP binding; protein kinase activity
Source: RefSeq, a predicted model, not a curated record